Molecule: messenger RNA, 1904 nt
Organism: Diachasma alloeum
Lineage: Eukaryota; Metazoa; Arthropoda; Insecta; Hymenoptera; Braconidae
Product: zinc finger protein 573
Exons: 3
Coding region: 105-1838 (577 amino acids)
Cellular component (GO): nucleus
Molecular function (GO): zinc ion binding
Source: RefSeq, a predicted model, not a curated record
GAAUAUACGAAAAUCAAAUUCUCUAUACGGGGGGACUCCGGUCAACUAUCAACAAUUGAGUAUUGUUAUUAGUGUGAUUCGAUAAGAGCUAAAGGACAGAGAAGAUGUUCAUAGUAACAAAACAGAUUGACAGUGAAAAUAUUAGCAAACUUUGUCGCACAUGUUUGAGAGAGGACGGUGACAAAAUGGUGUGUUUAUUUGUUGGUCCAGCAGGCUCCUCAUUGGCUGCGAAAUUGAGAUCUUUAUCUUGCUUAGAGGUUUGGCAAGGAGAUGGUCUCCCAGAAAAACUCUGUGAUCGCUGUGUCACACGAGCAGAGUCAGCUCUAUUAUUCCGAGAGCAAUGCAGAGCUGCUGAUAGAGCUCUGCGCCAGGCAGCAUCAAAGGUCUCUGGUCUAACAACGUACACAACUGUGUCCGGUUGCAAAUUAUACGAGGAAAAUCAAGGCUUCACUCCAAUCGAAACCUCUGGGAAAACCCUAAAAUGCGUCGAGUGUGGAGCAGUAUUCAUGAAUUACCAAGAACUCUGUGUUCACAGUCGCCUUCACGCUCCAUUCGUCCAUGAAUCAACCUUGAUGCAGCACAUGCACAUAGUCGAAUCAAAUAAUCAGUUUUUCACCACUGAAUCCUCAAUAAACGAUCCAGUCAUAGAAGAUAAUAGAAAUGCAUCAGUUGCAGUUCUAGAAGCACCGAAAACCGAUAGACCUGCCUGCGCACUCCACUGUUCUCUGUGUAAUCACACAUUCCCAAACAGAAAUCAGCUGAUAAAUCAUAAUUUUACUCAUUGUAAUGACAAUGUUGACACUUCCUGUGAUAAUGAUAGUAUCGAGAUUGCAGAGGACUCAACUGAAAUUGCCGAGAACCUUACCUUUCAUCAGUAUCCGAGGGAACCUGAAGAUCAUCAGACUAUUAUCAAUAAUAUGACUUAUCCUGAAAAUUUAAGCAUUCCUCAGUCCCAAAGAAUUCCACCCGAAAUCAUUAAUUCCGAGUCUGAUUUACCUGACAUUUCUACGAGUAAUGGAACCUUGACGUACUCUAAAUUUACGGAUGACAAAAGGACUCAUAAAUGUUCUAUUUGUGAUAAAACCUUCUCCCAAAAAUCUAAAUUAAAGACUCAUGAAUUAUCUCAUACUGGACAGAGACCUUUCAAAUGCAGAGAUUGUCAUAAGGCAUAUGCUUCUAAGAGUAAAUUAAAUGCACAUGUGAGAUUACAUACGCGGACUGAUCUUCAUGAUUGUAAAAUCUGUGAUAAAAUAUUUUCAUACCCGUCCUAUUUGAAGGAACAUAUGAAAAUUCAUAAUGUUGGUAACAAAAAGGAGGUAACAGUGAAGGCGAAGAAGUUCGAAUGCUCAAUUUGUUGUAAACAAUUUCGAAUGAAAAAGAAUUUGAAGGCGCAUUUGAAACUUCAUAGCGGGGAGGGUCUGUUUCACUGUGAAAUUUGCAGCAAAAUUUUUAGUCAAAAGUAUAAUCUAAAGACUCACAUGAAAACUCAUAAAGGUGUCAAGUUACAUAAAUGUGAAUAUUGUUCCAAAUCAUUUGCUGAGAAGGGCAAUUAUACUGAACACUUGAGGAUUCAUACGAAAGUCAAACCUUUCAGUUGCAAAAUGUGUGGAAAGAGCUUCGCGCAGUCUAGUCAUUUGAAGAGUCAUGAGGCAACGCAUGACUCUAAGAGACCACAUCAGUGCACUUUGUGUGGGAAGAGGUUCAAACUUCUAUCGCAUUUGAAACGCCAUACUAAUUCACAUUCUUCUAUUAAGAGUUUUAAGUGCAAUCAGUGUGAUCAAAUGUUCUCACAGGCAUUUAGUUUGAAGAGGCAUCUAAAGAGACAUAGUGAAAUUUAGGAUUAAGUAUUCUACAUUUGUAUUCUUUUUUUAAGCUUUUGUUUAAUAAAAUCAGAAAUAACUUCA